Molecule: messenger RNA, 611 nt
Organism: Cercocebus atys (sooty mangabey)
Lineage: Eukaryota; Metazoa; Chordata; Mammalia; Primates; Cercopithecidae
Product: WAS/WASL-interacting protein family member 1-like
Exons: 2
Coding region: 27-587 (186 amino acids)
Source: RefSeq, a predicted model, not a curated record
CCAGCCCUUGAGGACCCGGAGAAAGGAUGGCCCAGGCCCAACCUUUGGAGGAUACUGCCUUGGCUCUCUCUCACAAAUGCAACGGCCCGGGACGGUGUCGCCCUCCAGGAAGGCCCUUUGCAUCUCCCUCCUCCGGAGACACCGCGAAUUCCCGCCUCCCGGCGGAAAGCGGGAGAAGCGAGGGUUUUCUCCCCGCCCCUCCCCCAGUAGGGGCACACCCGCCCCCCUCAGCAGGCCUGGGCUUUGCGCUCCUCUCCCGAGAACCACCGUCCUCAGAUCUCCCCGGGGAGUGGGCCGUCCUCUUCCUGCCCCCACCCGCGAGACGCGGCAGAAAAGCCCGCGGCUAUCUUCCCGCCAGCAACAGCCUCCCGCCGAGCCGGUCGGGACAGAGGCGGCCCCCACUCCCACUGGGCAGGGACUGCAGACGGCGCUCCCCGACUCUCAGACGACCAGGGAGCUUCCCUUUUCCUCAGCGGGCUACUGCCGGGCGGGGAGGGGUCCAGGCCGAGCAAGCGGAGCGCCGAGCCCAGCUGAUGCAACCUGGCUGGACUCGCGUGACAGUUCCCGGUACGCGGCGGCGACGGUGACCCAGGAAGGGGCUCUGGUGCCGG